Molecule: messenger RNA, 2964 nt
Organism: Onychomys torridus (southern grasshopper mouse)
Lineage: Eukaryota; Metazoa; Chordata; Mammalia; Rodentia; Cricetidae
Product: spermine synthase-like
Exons: 2
Coding region: 934-2034 (366 amino acids)
Biological process (GO): spermine biosynthetic process
Molecular function (GO): spermine synthase activity
Source: RefSeq, a predicted model, not a curated record
GGAGGGAGGAAGGGAGGCCCCGGGGGGAUUCGGUGCUGGUGCUGCCGCGGGUGUGGCCGCAGCCGCGUGCUGGGGCUCCGUGGGCUGCUGCGAGCGGCUUCUCCCGGGAGAACCGGGCAAGAUCGGGAGGGGAAAGACUGGGGGGGGCCCUCGAGCGCCGCGCUGCCGCAGCCCGUCCGCCCCGCGCCGGGCUCAGGCGCUGCACUUCCGACCGCGGACUCCGAGAAAACUGGCUCGGUGGCCCGGGACGCUUAUGUUCUGCGGCCCAGCCCGGCCCCGCCCCGCCCCGCCCCCUUCCCGGAGCCGAGGUGGGCCCUUACCCUUACCUAGCUGGCGCCGCGCCCGCGUGCCUCUCCUUCCACGCUCUCCCCUCCCGUGGUGCAGCUGGUCCGGUGCCCAGAUCGCCCCUCGCCUUCCAUCUUUCACUUCUGCAGCUGGGGCGCUCGCACCGCGGCGAUCCUGCGGACGCACUUGCGCCCUGGGCCCGGCGGCCGCGGGCGCGAGCACGCUCGGGCGCCCCGGAGGAUCCCGUGGGAGCACGCGCCUCCAGACCCAGGGACCGACCCGGUCCACUCCAAGAGAUCCCAGUUGUGAUUCCGGCAGCAAGCACAGCUCUCCGCACCUCCGCCCCGCUCCUCGACCCUAAAGAGGCUGGAGACUGCCGGUCGGUCGGCUGCACGUGGCAGGGACCUUCAUUCAUUCAUUCAUCCAAAGGAAGGCGCGGUGGAGGCUCAUGCUAUAAUUGGUGAGGUUCUUUGCAAGACGUGACAGCUAGAUCCCAGCAAAGAAAAAAAGUGAGAAACCACAAAAGAAAAGGAGAUGUCGCCCCCUGCGCAGCAUGCUUCCCGCUGGCCCGCAGCUUGACACACACCGAACGGUCUUUCAGUCUCCCGAGGUCGCCUCCCCAGGCAUGACACAGGGCCUCGCCACACUAUGGCAGCGGCGAGGCACAGUACGCUCGACUUCACGCUCGGUGCCAAAGCUGACGGUGAGGCCAUUUUGAAAGGCCUUCGGUCCACUUUUCAGGAGCAUGGGAUGUCAGAGUCAGUGCAUGCCUGGCAGGACCAUGGUUAUUUAGCAACCUACACGAACAAAGAUGGCAGCUUUGCCAAUUUGAGGAUUUAUCCCCAUGGAUUGGUGUUGCUGGACCUUCAGAGCUAUGACAGUGAUGUGCAAGGCAAACAAGAAACUGACAGCCUUUUGAACAAAAUAGAAGGAAAAAUGAAAGAACUGAGUCAGGACAGUACUGGGCGGGUGAAGCGUUUACCACCCAUAGUUCGAGGAGGGGCCAUCGACAGAUAUUGGCCUACUGCUGAUGGGCGCCUGGUUGAGUACGACAUAGAUAAAGUGGUGUAUGAUGAAGAUUCACCAUAUCAGAACAUUAAAAUUCUACACUCAAAGCAGUUUGGAAAUAUUCUCAUCCUCAGUGGUGACGUUAAUUUGGCAGAGAGUGAUUUGGCGUAUACCCAAGCCAUCAUGGGCAGCGGUAAAGAAGAUUAUUCUGGCAAAGAUGUACUGAUUCUGGGAGGUGGAGAUGGUGGCAUAUUAUGUGAAAUUGUCAAACUGAAACCAAAGAUGGUCACCAUGGUAGAGAUUGACCAAAUGGUAAUUGACAGUUGUAAGAAAUACAUGCGAAGAACAUGUGGAGAUGUCUUAGACAGUCUUAAAGGAGACUGCUAUCAGGUUCUCAUAGAAGACUGUAUUCCAGUACUGAAGAGGUAUGCCAAAGAAGGGAGAGAGUUUGAUUAUGUGAUUAAUGAUUUGACCGCAGUCCCAAUCUCUACAUCUCCAGAAGAAGAUUCUACAUGGAAGUUUCUCAGACUGAUUCUUGACCUGUCCAUGAAAGUUCUGAAACAGGAUGGGAAAUACUUUACACAGGGGAAUUGUGUCAAUUUGACUGAAGCCCUGUCACUCUAUGAAGAACAGCUAGGGCGCCUGUAUUGUCCUGUCGAGUUCUCAAAAGAGGUGGUCUGUGUCCCUUCGUACUUGGAACUGUGGGUAUUUUACACUGUUUGGAAGAAAGCUCAGCCUUAAAGAUGAGCAUCCCCUGAAUGUCGUGUGCUGCAAGCUGUCUUCCUGACUUCCAUAUGCCCUGUAUACCAUCAGCCGAGUCAGGCAACUGGUCACAAAUUCCUUCCAGUGUUUUUUUAAUUAUUAUUUUUAAUUUAAAAAAGCCAAUGGGAAAAAUGUAUUUUAAUGAGCUAGGGUGUUAAUUUUUGAAAGUCAGCUGAAGGACAAUUAGACAGCCAAAAAAGACUGCAUAUUGCACUGACCCUCUAGAAUGUGACUUUAGUGUCUUUUUUUUCCCUCUGUGUGGGGUUUGGAUUUUAGUAGAUUUUAAUUUGGACAUGUGGAGGAGUGAACAUCUUUGUUUUAUUCUGAAGAGAAGUUCCUGAUAGUGUCCCCCCCACUUCCCAAAGUGACUUAGAUAUUAAAAUUUAGUGCUUUAAAAAGACUUAAGUGAUUAGCAGUGUUUCAAUUAAAAUUACAAGAGAAAAAAAAAAAAGAUAUGUCUUGGUUAAUCUAAACCUCUUCCAGCCAGCUCAGCUGGUCUGGUCUGCUCUGAGAAUCCUCUUUUGUAGCUUGGCUUGUUUCCUCUGAGGGUGACUCUCAGCUUUUAUUAUUUACUCUGUGAAGGAGGAGACUGGUGAAUCUGGUCUGUUUCAGGGACGCUAUACCUUCCUGCUCAAGGAGUGUCCCUGCAGGAUGAACUGUUUCAAUCUUGGAGAAAACCUACCACAAGACUAGCUAACCUUUCCCCCUGUAUUGUACAUAAUAAACAGGCUUAGGAUUGCUUGGUAGUUGGUGCCAUUCCAUCAGAGGAUGCACAGCCCACCUCACCCCCUCCUUUUGGUAUGAAUGUAUAUCCUCUGUUCAUUCCCUUGUGACCCCAUGGAUAAACUUGAGCUCUGCCCCCGCCCCGAGACAGGGUUUCUCUGUAGUGUAGUUUUGGGGCCUCUCCUG